Messenger RNA from Ceratotherium simum simum (southern white rhinoceros), 1425 nucleotides. The record is from RefSeq and is a predicted model, not a curated record. Lineage: Eukaryota; Metazoa; Chordata; Mammalia; Perissodactyla; Rhinocerotidae.
AUGCCUCCUUCCAAAGCCAACGCCAGCUUUCCAACCACACGAAGCCUCCUGGGAGGCAGAGUCCCCACCCCAGUGAAGCCUGCAGAUGAUGCAGCCCUGGCCAACAUCCUGACUGCAACCUCACGGGAACCACCCACGCGAGUCGCUCUCGCAGAAACUCUUAUGAGUUUAUCUGAAAUAUUUAAUGAGAUUGUGGUGAGAACUGGUGUCCUGGAAGUGUUUCUUCCUGCCUACAACCUUAGAAUCCCUGGCUAUGUCUGCUUCCAGAGCCUAGGGAAGCCUCCUCCUUACAUUGAGGAGAUUUAUAACAGGAAAAUCAGCGGGAAGAACAGAGGCUCCAGAUCACCGUGCGCACGAAGGCUGCCGCAGCGCCGGCCCCACGCGCGGGGCCGGGACGUGGAGGGCUCGCGCGCUCGCGCGCCUCCCUGGCACCCAGAUGCCAACCGUCACCUGAGCCCUGGGGCUUCGCCUGCGGCCGCGUCCAGCGACAUCGAGAACUUCUGGAAGCCUGAUUCCCACCGGAAGGACCCCUCCCCGCCGCCCGCUCCCACGGGCAGCUACCUGAGCACGCCCAAGCCCGCGCCGCCACCUCUCGCCCAGCGGCGCCCGAACCCGCGGCCCCGGCCCGCCCCGGACCAGGACGGCGGGCGGCGCGGCCACAGCGGGCGCUGCGUCCGCACCGGACCCCUGCCCCAGAUGCCGCCCGACUGGGAGCCCGCCGAGCCCCGGAGGGUGGUCCCCGAGGCCUGGAGUCGCUUGCCGGCCAAGCCGCCCGCAAAGACCAUCCUGGGGCCGGAUCUUUCCGGGGCCUGGGAGAGCUACCUGAAGCGGUGGCUUUGGCGUGCCCCGAGACGGAUCUGGAGCCCGGUGACCAUCAAGAUCGCGCCUCCUGAGCGCAGUGGGAGCCCCUGGGCAUCCUCGGGUCCGGGGGCCCGCUCUGUGCGGCGUCCACCCUCUGAGGAGCGCCCAGACCCCUGUGCCAAGGAGACCGUGCUGAGGGCCCUCAGCCAGUGCAAGAAGGGGAAUAGGAAGUUUGACGGACCGCUCUGGUUUGAGAUCCCAGAGAGCAGGAGCAGGCGGCGGAAUGCAGAUCUCAGGCCCUCGGCCUUCAAGCCCCUGAUCAAAAAUGGCGUGGUCCCUUCCUUUGUGCCCAGGCCAGGGCCUCUGGACAGAAGCCUCCGCUCCUGGAGCCACAGUGCCUGCAAGGAGCAGACUGAUCCAGGGCCUGAUGUCCAGCGGUCACUGUCUGCCGCCCACCCGCCCGCAGGGACAGCACCAGCGCAGGCCACGGCUGCUCCGCUGGAGAGCUGGGAGAAGACGCAGCACUCCUGGGGCCCGGGCCCACCUCCAGUGCACAACAGCACGGCCAGUAGGGUCUCAUUCGCCCCUGAGGAGGCCCAGCCUGCUGACCCGUUUGACUCUUAA